Messenger RNA from Xylona heveae TC161, 655 nucleotides. RefSeq lists its product as hypothetical. Lineage: Eukaryota; Fungi; Ascomycota; Xylonomycetes; Xylonales; Xylonaceae. The transcript has a single exon. The record is from RefSeq and is a predicted model, not a curated record. Bases 175 to 513 code for a protein of 112 amino acids.
GCCUGGGAUAGAUGUCUUUGAUACUCCACUGAUCCCGUUGACUUGAUCCAUGCCGCUGCUGACGUAAUAUCCCUAUAUACCCGUUGAAGUAAAGCGUUUAAAGGUGCUGUCCCCUCGAUGUCAUAACUAUAAAGUUUCACACUACCUUACCCGGCGUGUCAUUUCCUAUUCGGGAUGUUCCUUGAGCUUCUUCCUGGGUCUCUGCUCGCCGAGAUAGGCUGUCACCGCGUUCUCCGACAUUGCUUUUGCGGGAUUACUCCGUCGAGGGACUUGGGUUCUUUGCGUUGGAACCUUGCGCCAUUCUCUAAUUACGCUCGUAUAAUCUCAAUUUACUUUACCUACUUUUCCACUCUUUUCGCACCCUCCAAAAAGGCGCUGAGGGAUCUCGUCAUUCUCGGUUUCGAACCGAUCCCGCAUCUGUGCUUUAGUCAUCCACAUCUUCAACGUCGUGCUGACCGUCGCAGCUGCGCUCUUUCUUAUCCAUUGGUGGCAACUCUUGGGGGAAGCAGAUAGAGCAUAGAAGGUAGGUUUACUCGCUCCCUUUUCAUCUAUUGGAUUUGUUCAUCGUGGGCCUGAACCUUACCGGGUUGUAAGCCUUCCCGCUUGACGUUGGGGAUUUUAGACGUUGAGCUCCUGCAUACGAACCUUCCGAUAU